This is a messenger RNA of Spinacia oleracea (spinach), 1580 nucleotides long. RefSeq lists its product as uncharacterized. Gene Ontology annotation, biological process: proteolysis. The record is from RefSeq and is a predicted model, not a curated record. The coding region runs from base 1 to 1365 and encodes 454 amino acids. Lineage: Eukaryota; Viridiplantae; Streptophyta; Magnoliopsida; Caryophyllales; Amaranthaceae. The transcript is spliced from 11 exons. Gene Ontology annotation, molecular function: protein binding; cysteine-type peptidase activity.
AUGAAAACACCAACAUCAUCAACAGGAGAAUCUCACAAGGCAGACGAAGGUUGUGAUGAUAUUGUAAAUGUGGAAACUCUUCCGGAAUGCCUUUAUAUGUUUCAUAUGUUUCAUUGGGUACUAUGCGUCAUUGAUCCUUACAAUAACACGGUAUAUUACUUGGAUUCUUUACGUACUCUUGAAUUUACAGGAAACGAAAAAGGCAUCAUUGGGGAUUUACAUGAAAUCGUUAACACAGCACUUUUCCAAUUCCGUAGUGAAAGAGAGAUUGCCACAAAGUUGAAGAUGAACACCAAAUGGCUAAAAAUAGAAUGUCCUUGCCAAGAAAAUUACAUUGAUUGUGGAUAUUAUGUGAUGAGAUACAUGAAGGAGAUAAUCUCACACAGGCGACUUCAAAUUCCUGAAGUUUAUUUUUCAGAUUGCCAGUUUUCAAGUUACAAUACAGAGCAGAUUGACGAAGUCAACGAUAUAUAUUGUACAGGUCAACGAAAUAUAUUGUACAGGCCAAUGGAAUACUGUAAUUAUUCAUAUGUAUUAUUGUACAGGACGUUGUCUAUUUAUCUCAACGGCAUCCCUAGCGAGCAGAGUACCGGCGAACAGACUGGUGAAUACAUUUCUUUGUAUUUGAAGAAGCAACGUGAUCCAUCGAGUCGAGUUGAGGGUUUGAAAUUGCUAGUGCGAUUUUUCAUUUAUAGUUACAAGUACAAGGAAUACUUGACCAUUCAAGAAUUACCAAUCAAAGAGUUUGACGAUCAAUUAAAUAUGGAAGCGGGAAUCCAACAAGCGCUAAAGAUAACAGACUUUGAAAAUAUUAUCAAUGGAUUUGUAUAUGGUGGAAAGUGCAGAUUCGGGAUCGAAUUGUUUAACAUGCAAAGUCAUCCACACACUUUUACGUUAACCCAGGUGAAGAAGUUAUACCGUGGUAGGGGUAUUUGUAAAUUCAACGACUUUUCAACACUCCCAAAGAACUCGGCUUCGUUUUCAAAAGAUGAGUUCAAAAUUGAAAUCACUUCCGUCAAAAAUAGUACCGUCAACUAUAUCUGGAAGGUGCAAAUCUAUCCAACUGGAACAGAUGAGGAUGAAGACACAAAUGCAUCCGUAUUUUUAGAAUUGGCAAAUACAGAUAAAGUUUCUAAUGGAAGACAUGUCUUUGUUGAUUUUGAGCUCCGCUUGAAAUGUCACGACAACUCUACCAAAUAUCACACACAGCGACGAGUUGCGUGGUUUACGCAAUCAGAUUACACUCACGGUUUUGAUGAGUUCAUUCCCGUCCAUGAGCUCAAAAAUGGUGGCAAAUACAACAAAGAUGAUUCCAUUACUAUUGAAGUGUUUUUUAAUAAGAUGUUUAGGAUGGAAGUCCUAUGACACUAUCAACCACAUUUCACAAGCUCGAUCAACCGUCAAAGGUUGAUACUCAUACCGUGAAGAUGAUGUGAUUUCCGAGAUCCAUUUCUGUAUGAACCAAAAAAAUUAUAUUCUGUAUGUUUGAAAUUUUUUAUCUUUUGAAAAACGUUAUUGUUUCCCUUUUGUCGAAUAAAUUUCUAUGUAACUUUUGAUGUUAUAUCUAGUCUUCCAGCCAU